Coccidioides posadasii C735 delta SOWgp is the source of this 666-nucleotide messenger RNA. RefSeq lists its product as uncharacterized. The record is from RefSeq and is a predicted model, not a curated record. NCBI's taxonomy places the organism in Eukaryota, Fungi, Ascomycota, Eurotiomycetes, Onygenales, Onygenaceae. Gene Ontology annotation, biological process: transcription initiation at RNA polymerase III promoter. Gene Ontology annotation, cellular component: RNA polymerase III complex.
AUGAAGAUCCUUGACUCCCAGUCAGCAAUAUUAACCAAUGUCGAAGUGCUGGCUCACUUCACCUUGUACCCUCCGCAUCGAUUGCCACAACCCCCGCCCAAUGCGCGGAAUUUCACACCACAUCCGGAUUUACGGGACCAUAAUACUGUUGUCAAAGAGUUUCAUAACUAUGUCACCCGCCUUUCACCACAUCUCCUUAAAUACCCCAGCUUCCUACCCAAACCCACCGCUACAGCUUCUUCCACGGCGCAGAAUGGCACAACUACAACAACGCACACCCAGCAGGAUCCAGACUCAGAACAGACAGACCUCGAUAUCGCCUUGCGCACAAUAAUAACUAGAUUAAAACCCUUUAACCUGACCAAGGCAGAGGUAUUAACAAUCAUUAACCUUGGAGUUGGCUUGGAUAUAAACCCUGAAGGCGAAGGUGCUGCUUCUCCAGCCGAAGAAGACACGGUGAUGCUAGAUGGCAACGUAAAUGGCGAGGCGUCUGACACUGGCGACGGCGGAGCUAAGGAAGAAGAGGCGGACGAUGCAGGAGAUGAGGACUAUGGAGCGCUGGCGCUUCUGGAUACCGUUAUUGAAGAUAGGGAGGAGAGGUUGUCGAAUGAGGAUAUUAGUGAGAUCUUGAAGAUUAUAAGGGAGACGCUUGGGGGGAAGAAAUGA